AUGGUAAAUGUCUGUCCCGCGGGAAGUGUUGUCACAUUUGAGUUGAUUACUGGCUAUACAUUUAGGGGACCGUCGGAUACGGUGGCAAAAAUACCCGGAAUAUUACAUCUCCAGGAAUGCCUCAACUCGUGUCUAACGGACGACACGUGCAAAUCAUUCAACUUUGAGACCGGAUUAUGUGUUUUGUUGAGGACUUCAGCCAACGAAAGACCCGAAGCGUUGGUUUCUUCUCAGUUUCCAGUCUUCACUAUUUAUGGCCAAAAAGUCUGUUUAAAAGACAAGAAUAAGUCCUGUACUCAGGGCUGGGCUUUCGAAAGAGUCAAUGGUUUUGAAUUGAAAAGAAUGGGCAAAAAGAGUGUUAAAGUGAUGUCAAGACUCGAUUGCAUGCAAUUGUGUCUCAAUGAGCGAGACUUUGAGUGCCGAUCAGUUAAUUAUGACACCGAUAGCGAC
Medioppia subpectinata is the source of this 450-nucleotide messenger RNA. The record is from the annotation of a GenBank genome assembly. Lineage: Eukaryota; Metazoa; Arthropoda; Arachnida; Sarcoptiformes; Oppiidae.